AUGAUAGCUUUUAAUUCUAAUUUUGAAAUUCUAAAUUGGCAGAGAAUAAAAUUAAGUGAUUUCAAAACGCUGAAAUUAGAAUGUAGCGGAGGAAAAACUUAAUUUGAAAAUAACAAAAUAAAUUAAAUGAUUGAUUUUGUUAAUAUAUUUUAGCUAGAGAUUGAUCAUUUGUACAUUUAAUUUAAUGAAUUCAACAUUUAGAAGCAUUAAGUUUUUAUCGAUUUUGUUAUAAAAAAUUUAAUUGCUAAAUAUGCUGAAUAAAUCACUAAUUUAACUAUAGUAAAUUUUACUUAGCUUUUAUCCAAAAAAAAAUAAGGAUCGAGUAAAAAUGGCAUUUUAUUGGAUUUACUUCUUCCAUUGAAAAAUUUAAAAUAAGUUUAGAUUGAACACAGUUAUUAAUAAUUUUAAAUUGAGAAAGGAAAUAUGUUACAGGAGAUUUUAGAUGUUUUUACAUCAAAUAAUUAAUUCAGGACAAUUGAAUAUUUAUCUAUAAUGCAAGAUAACACUGAGUUCGAAGAUGAAUCCUUUAGAUCAAAGAAAAAUGAAAUGAUGAGAUUCUAAAAUAAAAUAAUUUAAAUGAUUGCUACUCUCAAAAGCCUUAAGAACCUGUAGAUUAGCAUUUUAAAUAUGAAUUUCAACUAAGAUUUUUACAAAAGUGCUUAUCAAAAAAUAACUGAAAUGGAAAGUCUGGAAUAAGUAGGCUUAGACUUGUGGAGUAAGAACUGUUCACUUAAGUAGCAAAUAUAGAAUCUCAAGUAUUUAACUAAAUUUGCUAAAUCUUUAAAGGAAAUCACAUUUUUAUCAGAUAAUUACUGCAAGCCAGGCGAUAUAAAAUAAUUGAAAGAACUGCUCUUGCAAUUUGAAAAUAUAGAGGAUUUAUGUAUCAAAGGAGUUAAAUUUUAGCAAAAACCAUAACUUGAAUCCUUUUUGAGUUAUUUCAAUAGCUACAAUAAUCUGAAAAAUAUCACACUUGAUUUCUCAGACUCACCAAUAGAUAUAUUAGAUAUGAAUUAGCUUUUAUAUUAAAAUUUGAAGGAUUGUAGUUAAAUAGAAGAGUUAAAUUUAGUAUAUCCUUCAGAGCAUUUCUUUAGUAAAAAGGAUUAUUUAGAUCUAUAAACUCUUCUCUUUUCUAUGGAGAAAACUUUGAAAUAUCUUAGCUUCUAAGUUAGCGUUUUGGAGGAUUGUAAGGAAGGGUAUGAAACAUUUAGAAAUAUAAUUAACUUAAAAAAUCUUAAGAUUUUCUAAUUUUAAUUUGAAGAUAAUGUUAUUAAAUUGGAUGCAGUGAAAGACGAAGUCGAAAAUGUUAGAAGAAUUAAAACGUUUUUAAUGAAUAAUUAUGAAAAAUAUACUUUUUUGAUCAAUGUUGAGUUUAAUAUACUUUUUUAGAUGCAGGACCUAAAAAAUCUCUAAAUUAAUGAACGUUCACUACCUUAUAUGUAAUUUUCUUUAGACAAUCUGAUAAACCAUUUAUAGUAAUUUUAAUUAGAAUCAUUCACAAUCAUUCAUUAUUACUAAUAAAUGUUCUAAAAUGAAAUGAUUAAAAUUAUUAAUAUGAAUAAGCUCUCCUUAAAGCAUUUAAAUUGCUAUUUAUAUGAUAGAAUAGAAACACUUCCUAAUGUUAUUUCAAUAAAAACUUAUGGUUAGUCACCAGAGAUGGCUUAUAAUAUAUUAAAAAAAUUACCUUCGAUAGUAAGAUUUGAUGGAAGCAUUAAACCUAUUUAUUUAAGAUAUCCUGGUUUUUAUAAAGUCUUAUUCAUUUGGCGAAUAUCUUAAUACUAAGCAGGCAAUGUUAGUUCAUCUAAUUAUCUACUGUUAGUUGAUAAAACCUUUCAUUUCAUACCAGGCAGAUUUUCUUCAUUGGGAUCUUUCAAUAGAUUUCUGAAAAAUAUUUUGAAAAUAAUUUUAAAUUUUUUGUUUGUUUGUUUGUUUGUUUUUGCCCUAAGUAUUAAUAACUAUUUUUAUCUUAAGACAUAUUAAUUGUUUUUUUAAAUACAUUAAAAUUGUAUUGCAUACUACUUAAAAUAUUUUGAAAUAUAAUAAUAUUUUUAGUAAUUAUAAAGUAAUAAAUUUUAAAUAAAUUAAUUACCUUAAUUAAUUUAUUCUUUUAAAUAUUUUCAAUAGGAUAGAUAUUUUCAAGAUAAGUAAAAUUUAAAUUUUUAUAUUUGCUUAAAAUUUUUUAUCUUUUAUUUUUAAAUUAAACUACUCUCAAUAUUUCAUAAUUUUAUAUUUGAAGUUUAUUCUUCUAUGCUGUAAAUAUUCUUCAAUAAUUUAGUUUAUUUUAAUUUAGAGAUAUUAAUAAUUUUCUGA
This is a messenger RNA of Tetrahymena thermophila SB210, 2307 nucleotides long. Its product is annotated as transmembrane protein, putative. The transcript has 2 exons. The record is from RefSeq and is a predicted model, not a curated record. NCBI's taxonomy places the organism in Eukaryota, Ciliophora, Oligohymenophorea, Hymenostomatida, Tetrahymenidae.